Molecule: messenger RNA, 785 nt
Organism: Daphnia magna
Lineage: Eukaryota; Metazoa; Arthropoda; Branchiopoda; Diplostraca; Daphniidae
Exons: 4
Coding region: 138-641 (167 amino acids)
Biological process (GO): negative regulation of smoothened signaling pathway
Cellular component (GO): ciliary membrane; Golgi apparatus
Source: RefSeq, a predicted model, not a curated record
GAAGCUCAGCUGCCGGAGAGCGAGUUUGACAUUCGGUUAAGUUUUGGACAUUGCCAUUCAAAUUUUGCCUCGGAGUCAAUAAGGAUUCACAUUUUGGCUGAAUAUUAAAGAAAAUAACCUUUUCGCUGUGGAAAGAAAUGGAAAAAUUAACAUUGAUUUCCGGGGCAUUAUUUCUUACAGCCGAUAUAUUUGCCAUUGUUGCACUUGCCUUACCAUUUUGGAUUGUAACUGACGUAGGAGGAGAAACUUCUUUGGGAUUAAUGUGGACUUGCACCACUCUAUAUAAUCGGCCAAAAGUAUGCUUCUCUCCUGAUCUCACUCCCGAAUGGAUGAUGGCACUUGUUUGCAUUUUUAUUGGUUGUGUGUGCAUAACAACAACUGUUGUGUUACUAAUCUCGAGUCAUUGGGAUUACAAUGUUGUACCAUAUGCAAGAUGGGUUGGAUUUGCUGCAAUGGUUUUAUUCUGCUUAGCUGCUGUUAUCUUUCCUCUUGGAUUUUCUAUGUCUGAAAUUGGAGGAGAACCAUACCAGCUACCAAAUAGUUUCCAAGUUGGGCUUUCUUACAUAUUUUUUGUUCUUGCAUUAUGGAUUACAGUCAUCUCAGAACUGUUUGCUGGGAAAGUAUGUUUACCACAUUUUUGAUAAUUUCUGUACUCUUUUCUGAUUUUUUCUGAGAGCGAUGAUCCUAAACUAUUGUAAAACCCAUUGACAGCAGAUUGUAUUUGCGUAAUCUUCGAGGUGGUAUUUUUUACUAACGGAUCUCAUUACAAAUUUCAUUUUUUUGUA